CAAGUUUUCAUCGAAGUUGCACUUGCUACCACGAUUCUUAUUUUGGCUGCCUUCGGGAAUUUCUUGAUGAUUUUCGUCAUGUGUGGGAAGAGGCAACUUCGAACUAUACCCAACUUGUUUGUCAUGAAUUUAUCUAUUGGAAACUUUCUUCUCGCUGUUACAAUCCUUCCGGUUUUUGUGUGGACUCUUCAAAGAGGAAAGUGGACUUUUAGCAAGAUGUUCUGCGUCAUUCAAGGAUAUCAGAGUUAUCUUUUAUUUGCCCUUACUUUAUUCACUCUAACUGCAAUAAGCUUAAGUCGCUAUAUACUGGUCUGUCAUCUCAACAGAUACCGGGAACUAUUUGACAAAAGGCUGGUUCUGAAGAUUCUCGGUUUCAUUUGGAUUAUCUGUACUUUGAGCUGUGCACCGCCACUUUUUGGAUGGGGUUAUUACAGUUUCAACGCGCGGACGGCUCUGUGUCACACAGACAACAGCAGUUAUUCCUAUAAAAUCACCGCAAAUACUUUCAUGUUACUGGACAUCAUCAUUGUAAUCUUUUGUAAUGUAAAAAUCGUGAGAGCAGUAACUUGUCAUCGCAAAAGGAUUACAGUAAAUGUGGUUACAAAGAAGCUAAAAGAUGGAGAAAGCCAGUUCAACAUGGCAGGAGAAGCGGAUACAAACGCGAAACAAAGCAAUAAAUUAUUAUUCAAAGACUUGAACAGUGAUUCACUUAGUGGUCAGAAGUCUAAAAAAUUACACGCAAACGUACACCUAGGCCUCUGCGAGGAUCGGUCUGGUGUGAUACCCGUGAAAUUCACUUUCUUAUCACAAAAACAGCAGAGUGCAUUAAAUGGAGGGAGACAAGACAUAAAAACUGUAAAUAAUCUUGAAGGGACCCUUCAUCUCCAUCAAAUCAGUUCUACAAAUCAAUCAAAUGCUAUCUGCCUAAGCAAGAAUUCAACCCCUACGGAGCACGCAAAAGAAAGUACACAUCAGCUGCAAACGAGAGAGACGCGCGGGGAAGACAUUCAUAUAACACGAACCGUCUCGCUUAUAGUUUUCGUGUUUUGCUUUUGCUGGCUGCCAUGUUUUAUCAUGGAUACCUUGGACGCGUUCGGCGUUUUCCCGCCAAGAAGUCUCCGAAUGGCGGGAAUUUACUUGAUAUUUAUGGACAGUGUCGUUUGUCCGUUAAUUUACGGGGUACGAAACAGAAAAAUAAGGAAAGUUGUUAUGGAGGUGCUAAAAUGCGAGUUUUGCCGCUAA
Molecule: messenger RNA, 1242 nt
Organism: Pocillopora meandrina
Lineage: Eukaryota; Metazoa; Cnidaria; Anthozoa; Scleractinia; Pocilloporidae
Source: the annotation of a GenBank genome assembly